This is a messenger RNA of Oryctolagus cuniculus (rabbit), 2719 nucleotides long. RefSeq names its product growth factor independent 1 transcriptional repressor (gene GFI1). The record is from RefSeq and is a predicted model, not a curated record. Gene Ontology annotation, biological process: regulation of transcription by RNA polymerase II. NCBI's taxonomy places the organism in Eukaryota, Metazoa, Chordata, Mammalia, Lagomorpha, Leporidae. Gene Ontology annotation, molecular function: RNA polymerase II cis-regulatory region sequence-specific DNA binding; DNA-binding transcription factor activity, RNA polymerase II-specific. Gene Ontology annotation, cellular component: nucleus.
GCCCCCAACCCCUUGCGCAAAGAGGGAGCGCGCCGGGGCCUGGGGGCAGGUCUGCGAGGGCUCGCGGGCCGCUCUGUAACGCUCAGGAAGUGAAGCUUGUGGUUUUGGGGGCUGAGCUCCGAAGGAGAUUAAAAAAAAAAAAAGUCAGAGAGCGGGCUCUCCCGAAAGCCAGAUCCCAUUUGAAAGCUCUCGGAGCGCGGUGCCCGCGCCCUGACCUCGCAGAUCUCCGGGCCGGGGCUAAGGAAGCGCUGGGCUUGACCGUGGGCUGACAGCGGCUCCAGGGACCCUCGGAGCGGAGUAGGGAGAGUGCCGGGCCACCAUGCCGCGCUCAUUCCUCGUCAAGAGCAAGAAGGCUCACAGCUACCACCAGCCGCGCUCCCCGGGACCAGAUUAUUCCCUGCGUUUGGAGAAUGUACCUGCGCCAGGCCGACCAGACAGCACUUCCAGUGCAGGCGGGGCGAAGGCGGAGCCCGGGGACCAUUUGUCCCCCGAGUCGCAGCAAACCGAGGCCCCCGACAGAGUCUCCACGUCCCCGGACAGCUGCGAAGGCAGCGUCUGCGAUCGGAGCUCGGAGUUUGAGGAUUUCUGGAGGCCUCCGUCGCCUUCCGUGUCUCCAGCCUCGGAGAAGUCAGUGUGCCAGUCGCUGGACGAAGCCCAGCCCUUCCCCCUGUCUUUCAAGCCGUACUCGUGGAGCGGCUUGGCUGGCUCCGACCUGAGGCACCUGGUGCAGAGCUACCGGCCGUGCGCGGCCCUGGAGCGUGGCGCCGAGCUAGGCCUCUUCUGCGAGCGCGCUCGAGAGCCGGGCCACCCUGCAGCGCUGUACGGCCCGGAGCGGGCUACCGGCGGCGCGGGGAGCGGGGCGCCAGGGGGCUGCGGCGCAGGAGGCGGCGGCGGCAGCAGCGGCGCGGGCCUGGGGCUCUAUGGCGACUUCGGGCCCACGGCGGCGGGACUGUUGGAGCGGCCCCAUGCAGCGGCAGCCGGGCUGUACCCAGAGCGAGGCCACGAGCUGCUGGCGGACAAGGGCGCUGGCGUCAAGGUGGAGUCAGAGCUGCUGUGCACCCGCCUGCUGCUGGGCGGCGGCUCCUACAAGUGCAUCAAGUGCAGCAAGGUGUUCUCCACGCCGCACGGGCUCGAGGUGCACGUGCGCAGGUCCCACAGCGGCACGAGACCCUUUGCCUGCGAGAUGUGCGGCAAGACCUUCGGGCACGCGGUGAGCCUGGAGCAGCACAAAGCCGUGCACUCGCAGGAACGGAGCUUUGACUGUAAGAUCUGCGGCAAGAGCUUUAAGAGGUCGUCCACCUUGUCCACACACCUGCUCAUCCACUCAGACACCCGGCCCUACCCCUGCCAGUACUGCGGCAAGCGCUUCCACCAGAAGUCAGACAUGAAAAAGCACACCUUCAUCCACACAGGUGAGAAGCCCCACAAGUGCCAGGUGUGUGGCAAGGCCUUCAGCCAGAGCUCCAACCUCAUCACCCACAGCCGCAAGCACACGGGCUUCAAGCCCUUUGGCUGUGACCUGUGCGGGAAGGGCUUCCAGAGGAAGGUGGACCUCCGGCGGCACCGGGAGACGCAGCACGGGCUCAAAUGAGCAGGCUGGCAGGCAGCGGCUCGGCUCGCACAACACUACAAGGGCAGCCCCCCCCAGCCCCCCGCUCCCACCCCGACUUCUCAGGCCUUCCAGGUCAGCUGGUGGCUCCUGCAAGGAUGUCCUGGAGCUGUCGGGGGUGGAGGGGGGCCGAGGAGCAUUUCCGGAGGACAGCCAGAGUGGAGACCCCCAGGAACCUGCUGGGCCUUGAACACCAGAGGGUGCAAAAUCAAGUGGGGGCGGGAUGAAACCUUCCCAGCCCUGCUCCAGAGACAGGGAGAUCCUCGGGAUUCUCCCCUCUUCCUCCAGAUCCCAAGUGGGAGGAGGGGACUCACCUGUUACAAGGUGAACAGGUGGCCCCGUGCUAAUGUGGUUUUCCAGAAAGAUGAAUGAGUGUUACUUUUUUUUUUCUUCUGGGGGUCGAUUGACCCCUUUCUGUUGGGUGCUUGUCUGUAGAUCUUGGGGGGAAUCACUUCUUCUCAAAAACUGGUUCAGGAACUAAUUUGGAGAAGGAGUUUAGUACUUGGGGGAUCAGGAGAUACACUGUGGAGUGUCCCUCAGGAAGGAACGGACUUGGUGAUGAGAGGGGCUUGGAGGCCUCUGGAGACUUCCUUGGAGGAGGGAAAGGCAUGGAGCAAAGCCUGCAGACCAGGUGUCAUUCAUUCAUUCAUUCAUUCAGCGAAUGUGUGUGGACCACCAGCUACCAAGGUACCAAGCACCAUGCUAGGUUCCAGCCUCUGAAAGCUAACAGCUGCACCUGCUAGCGACUGGUCUGCUCUUUCCCCUGGAGAGAACUCUGAGAAGACAACAACCCAGGAUCUUGAACCUUCCCUUUGGACCCUGCUGGAUUUUACCACAUGUAAACAAACAGCGGCUAAGGAGUUAUUUCAAAGCCUCUUGUGUAUAUUCAGUGUUUUCUUGUGAAGCUGAUACUUUUAAGAUGUCUAGCCGACAGGCAGGUGGGAGAGAAGCCUCUGUCUCCAAGGUUCUGCCUCUCCAUGUGGACCACGUGAGGGGAAUGUGGCAUUUUCACUUUGGUGACAUUUGUACGCAUUUUUAGAUCUUCUGGAGUGCAUUAUGUGUGUUUAAUACGUAUUUAUUAGAGUGAUGUUUUAAGUUAAUAAAGUAUUA